This is a messenger RNA of Porites lobata, 2380 nucleotides long. Lineage: Eukaryota; Metazoa; Cnidaria; Anthozoa; Scleractinia; Poritidae. The record is from the annotation of a GenBank genome assembly.
AGUACUUAACCAUUCAUUCGCCUGACAAGGGAAAUUUCCCUAGGAGUUAUUUCAAUUCAUCGAUAUUUUUAUAAGAAAGGUUAAGAAAGCAAAGAGUAAGUCAUUUUCAUUUAGCUGUGGAUGGUCGUAGAUGUAUUUCUGGUCUCUUAUCCAAGUCAAGAGAAGGACUCUAAAACUAUCUUUACUCUAACGAGUUGCAUAACAAAAUUUGUUGUCACGCGAUUUUUCACAUCACAAAGGAACAACACUCCUAUUUAGGAUUGCUUAAACUGGGACUGAAGGCAUAUCAUUUGAUCUGGCAUCUUUUGAGGUAAUUAACUGAUACUAAAAUUCGCUUCCAUCCACUUCACAUUCAUUGCUUGUGACUCUUGACGUUCGCCGAUUGUCAGACUGGAUCGAUCACAUGUUUAAAUAUUCCGAAUGAAGAGCGCGCAGUACCGACGUUUUAGUCGGCAAUAUGUUUGACUCUACAGUGGAACCCCGCUCUACGAACACCCGCUUAAUACGGACACCCGCUUUAUACGGACAGUUUCGUUUGUCCCGACAAAAAGCUCAUAUAUUUUCUCUAAAAUUAACCCGCUUUAUACGGACACCGGUUAAUACGGACAACGGACACUUUUCUUUGUCCCGAGUCACAAACUCUCACAGAUUGUCAACCCCGCUUUACGGACACUGGUUAUCUGCACACUGUCUAUUUUCAUUGUCACAAUGAUGUGAUAAUUGUAGACAUUGUACCCUGUUCAAAUAAUGACAGAUUUUUAAGGGUGAAUAAAAUUUUUUUUACAGUACUAAAAAAAUCAGUAACAAAGUAGCGUGGCAUAUUUGAUUUUGAACAGUCUGUCUUUAUUCCGGUGUUUGACUCUUAUACUACGUAUAGUCCUUCAAUAUAAAGUUUUCUUCCUCCUGUUACACAAGUUUCACUUCCUUGGCUUUUUGUUGCAGUCAUUGCUCUUAAAGUAAAGUCACAGACUUUUUCAAAUGAAUCCACUGUCGUGCCUGUUUCAAUAACAAUACUACAAUACUUAAGAGAUUUUACUCUGAGACUAUGAUGAAUGAUCGUGAGGUUUCUUUAGGAUGAACUUGUUACUGUUACAGUUAAGAAAUUAACGUUUUAUCGUAAAACUGUCUGCUUUGGUCUUUAUAUCGAUAAAACAUGUGUUCCUGACGUUUUCUCUGAGAGCCCGCUUAAUACAGACACCCGGAUAAUAUGGACACUAUGGCAUGUCCCCUUGGUGUCCGUAUUAACCGGGUUUCUCUGUAAAUCUUAAAAGUUGUUUCGACUUUAUACAUCUAAGAGCAAAAUAACGUUUAAUAAAUAAAGUUUAUGUUGUCUGGAUAAAUUUAUUGACAGGUACAUGUAAAUCGAGUCGUCAAAAAUGGCUUGCGCGCAAGAUCCACCGGAAGUCAACAUGGCCCUGCUCAAGACAAAGGACCUAAAGGGCAAGAGCAUAAGUUGGGAGAAUAUAGAGCUCCCGAUAGACUUUCUGCUGCUGACAGUGAAAGAAUGCGAGUUUUUAAGUAGCCUUUCAUUCCUGAAUCGUGGAUUUACCAAGAGUUAUCACAAAAGAGUAGGAUAUGUGUACUUUGGGUAUAUUGGUGAAUAUGAAGCCAAGAAACUAAAAAUUGCCUUGAUAAAAUGCAAUUCGGGCUCUGCCGGUCCUGGAGGCUCCAGUGUUGUUGUUAAAAAUGUCGUCGGUGCCUUAAGGCCUAAAGCUGUUAUCAGCGUGGGGUACUGUGCAAGUUUGAACCACCAAAAUGCCAAACUAGGAGAUGUUGUAGUUUCAGCAAAUCUAACAACAUACGCAGCUGCAAAAAUCCAAGAGAAUGGUGAUAUUGAGGAGCUUGGUCACAGUGUGCCCCCAAAAAAGCAUCUUUCGGACCUUAUAAAAAGUGUUGAUGAAGGCUGGGAAGCACCUCUAAAAAAUCCAGGUGAAUUAGACGUGAAGGUAGACCGCGAUGGGGUAUUUCUGAGUGGGCCUGAAGAAGUCCAAAGCAAGAGGCGAUGCUCCCAACUCAGAAAGCGGUUCCCAAAUGCUGUUGCAAUAGAAAUGGAAGGAGAAGGUAAUAGCUAGUAAUCAGCAGUUGUUUCUUGACCUCUGGCUUUACAAAAACGUUUCGUAAAGGAUGCCCUUUCUGAAGAGCCUAACGUGGUUUUCUUUUUAUGGCACUUGCUGUAUUUUUAGGGCUUUACGCAGCUGCAUACGAUCUAGACAUUGAGUGGAUUAUUAUAAAGGGUAUCUCUGAAUACGCGCACAGUAGCAGUCCUCCAGCGGAUUCUUGGAGACAAUUUGCCAGUGUUAUGGCGGCUUCAGUGACUGCUCACAUGCUUAAAGAUCCCAUUGUAUUCCAAAAGUGGCGUCAUUAUGGAGGUGAGGCUUGA